This is a messenger RNA of Daldinia vernicosa, 1735 nucleotides long. RefSeq names its product RTA1-domain-containing protein. The coding region runs from base 459 to 1460 and encodes 333 amino acids. NCBI's taxonomy places the organism in Eukaryota, Fungi, Ascomycota, Sordariomycetes, Xylariales, Hypoxylaceae. Gene Ontology annotation, cellular component: plasma membrane; fungal-type vacuole. The transcript is spliced from 3 exons. The record is from RefSeq and is a predicted model, not a curated record.
CCGCGAUUUCAUUUUGAUUUUUAAUUUAUUUUCUUCUUCUCUUUUUAUAUAUAUUUGUAGAUCCGCGCUGCUGGGUUGCUGACAUUACCUAGGUUGACUUCUUUCCCCCUGGAUAUACUUCGAACUUGAGUAUAUCCUUUAGUACUCUGCAAUAUAGCGUUUCUUGCUAAAUUUCGUUUCGUUUCGUUUCGUUUUAUUUACAGCUUGGCUCGUUGGCGAUACGUUCCGGCGAUUUGGGAUUAUCCAAGCGCUUGCUUCCGAGAUCUAGCUUGCUAGCAACCCAACAAAUCGAAAAUCAAAUCCAAAAAAAUUCAACUCAACAGCUAGACGUAGGGUGGUGGUUGCUAUUAUAAAGAGUUUAUAUAACUAGAGGAGAAGGGGAAAGAAAAAAAAAAGGAAAAGAAAAGUGUAAAUUCAUACCGAGGUCAUUCGACGGCUUGUCCAGCUCAACUUUCAACAUGUCGAAUACUACGGAUGCGCCGCAGCAUAUAUCAUUCAGAUCCUGCACUGAAGUCGGUCCUUACUGUCCGGUUCAGGCUACGGUUCUGGGAUACUAUCCCAACCUCGGCGUCAAUGCCUUUCUCGCCGCUGCGUUCGGCCUGUGCAUCAUAGGUCUCGUCGUCACCGGUAUUUGGAAGAGGACGUGGGGUUAUUCCACUGCCCUCACGGCGGGAUGUAUUCUGGAGUUCGCAGGCUACAUCGCGCGCGUCCUCCUGCACAACAACCCCUGGGACUCAGGCGCGUUCCAGACGCAAAUCUGCGCCAUCAUCCUCGCGCCAACGCUAAUCUGCAUCUCCAUCUACCUAACCCUGAAACACGUCACCCUCUCCAUCAACCCCUCGCUCUCGCGCCUGCGUCCGCGCCUGUACCCGCUGAUCUUCGUCCCCGCCGACGUGUCCUGCCUGAUCCUGCAGGCCAUCGGCGGCAGCCUCGCCGCGUCCGCCGGCUACGACAACCCGGCCCUGCUGCUCUCCGGCGACCGCGUCAUCAUCGCCGGCAUCGCCCUGCAGUCCGCCGUGCUGGCCGGCUUCGGCCUCCUGUGCGUCGACUACUUCCUCCGCGCCAAGAAGUGGGUGGUGGCCGGCGGCGGCCAGGCGACGCCCCAGGCCCUGGCUACCUGGAACGAUAGGAAGUUCCGCAUGUUCUGCUAUGCGGUGGCGGGUGCGUACGCGGGCAUCCUGAUACGGUGUAUCUACCGAAUUGCCGAGAUGGCUGGAGGAUGGGGAAACAGGAUUAUGCAGGAUGAGCCGUCGUUUAUUGUGCUCGAGGGAUUCUGCAUCCUCAUCCCCGUCGCCCUCCUAACCGCCUUCCCGCCGGGCGUCCUGUUCCCGGCAAUGGCCGAGCGGGAAGCCCAGCGCUUCAAGAGGAAGAACAAGGGGGAGGAGAAGGUGUCUGGCGAGGAGCCCAUCACGUCGGGCGAUGAGGGACACCAGACGGAGCAGAAGACUCUCGGCGUAUAAGAUGACAGUGUUUCUUCACUUUUCUGAACUAUUGCUGUUCUCGUUUUAGUUGGGAAUUAGACGUAUGACCAUUGGCCUUUUUCUGUUUCGCCCGCCUGGUUCGUUUAUUUUUUGCAUAUAUAUACAGCGUGUGCGAUGAUAUAGACAUUCCUACCUAAUUUACCUGGACAUCCGCGGUUUUGCAUACCCUCUUAUUAUUCCGUACAUAUUUUUGAUUAUUAUCUAUUAGCUACUUAGUGCACCGCUUUCUAUUACGAAUGAGACACCAAGCCAUG